Nelumbo nucifera (sacred lotus) is the source of this 3006-nucleotide messenger RNA. RefSeq names its product neurofilament light protein. Lineage: Eukaryota; Viridiplantae; Streptophyta; Magnoliopsida; Proteales; Nelumbonaceae. The record is from RefSeq and is a predicted model, not a curated record.
AUGUGUUGCAAAUAAAAAUGGGACUUGGAGAACUAGUUGUCACUUGGAGAACUAGUUUUUUCAUAGAUGUCUCUGUAUUUUACCCUUAAAAAUAUGCAAAAACUAUCCAUCGCAAUCGGCUUAUCGUUAAAAAAUCCUGUGCUACUGUGGAAAAUUUGUGCCUCUUUGGGUGACAAAACACCCUUUCUCAAUCAAUGAGUUUCAUUUUUUGAUCAAAGUUGAGUCUCAAACUCUCAAUAACCAAAGUUGAGUCUCAAACUCUCAAUACCAGAGGAGUGUUAACGUAAGUGAGAGCUGAGUUGGGAUCGACAAUUUGACAUCCUCGAAAUGUCGCUGGAAGAAGAGAUGGGUUCUCUAUUCGAGGGUAUGGUGCUCUUCAACCCUUCGCAGAUCACCCCAGACGACGAUAGUGAGGACAAAACUCCUUCUUCUUUCCCAUCAACGUCCUCAUCCACAUCUCUCCCCCUCGAUGAGAACCUGUUUUCCGACCUAACUGUCGUUCCUCUUCUCCAACCCCUCACCUCGCAAGAACCCCCCAAUAUCUCCCCGUUGACAGUCACAACAACAACGUCGUCGUCGUCGUCGUCAUCAUCAUCAUCAUCGUCGUCAUCUUCUUCUUCUUCAACUGUAAUAACAGCCAUUCCAACCGUUUCUCGCCAGAUUUCCCGAAAGAAAAAAAGAGCUGGCAUAAGGAUCGGAUACGCCAGAGACACCCAAGUUUCCGACGACCAUCACAAUUACCCUUCUUUCUCCCUCACGGAAUCCACUUCUCAGGUAGAAUUGGAAUCUCCACCUCCACCACUUCCACUACCACUAGGACCUGUCGAUCUAAGAGCUUCCAAGCCCGUAAUCUCAGAAGAAUAUAUCUCCACUGUAGAAGACCAUCUCUCAUUUUCUGCAGAACAAUCUUCUUGCCUUCUUUCAGAUUCCAAUUCCGAACUGUCCCCGGGAGUGACGGUCACCGAGAUCUCAUAUAACAAUUCGAAAGAUGAAUCUUCUUGUUCACCUGUACGAGCAAGUAACCAAGACUUGCGGAAAGAUAAUGAAUUAUCCUUGCAAUCAAAACAAGAGGCGGGAGUUCUAACCGAGGAGAAAUGGGAGAAAAUUAGGGCUCAAAUUUCUGAGAAGCUGGAGCAAACACGAAAAUUGGCUUCUUUUGUUUUGGCAACAAGGAAGGAGGUGGCAAGGAGGAGAAGGAAGGCGUCUGAAGACGUGAAUAUGGUGUCCGUGAAGUACAAGCAGCUGGAGAGGGAACUGGAGGAAGCUUGUGAAGCCGAGGAUUUCGAGAGGGCGGAACGGGUUAGCGAGAGCUUUGCGGCAACAGAAAGGGAGAAGGAAAGUGUUGUAAAUUCAUUGAGGGAAGCUGAAGCGGAUUGCGACUUGGUGGAGUUGAAGAUGCAGGAGGUGCUAGAGUUGCAGAUCACAGCUGAAGAAGAAGGCGUGUCAUUGUUGGAACGAUUUGCGGAGGACGCUGCCAGAAAUGCAGAUUUAAUCUUGAAAAAUGCAGAAUCACUCCAUUUAAAAGAGAUGAAUGAAUGGCAAUCAUCAACUGAAGUGUUAGAGGUAAAGAAGAUGGAAUUGGAAAUUGAAUCACAAUUAAUAAGUGAUGUAUGUUUGGGAUUAAAUGAUUCCAUUGAACAGUUAAUCAAGGAUGACAGAAUAGAAAAAGAGUUUCUUUGUAAGAAACGAGAUAUUCUGACAGAGGAACUGGAGAACUUGCUUGAUUUAGUAAGACAGAAAGAAGCAGAGAUUGCAGACAACAAUUCUAAUAUCCAAGCCGUUGAGAAAAGGAUUGAGAACACAGUCUCUGGUUUUCGUGAUGCACAGUCAAGCAUUGAUAUGAAAUACAAUAGCCUGAAAUCAGCUCUCUCCGAAGUAGAGUCAGAAAAUGAAGCUUUAUCCAUGAAAAAGAAACAAGCUGAUUGCAUCCUUUCUCAAGAAGAAAAGAUUGGAGGAAAACUCAGGGAACUUGCCAGCGUUUCCAUGGAUGAAGCAAAAACAUGCCAAGAACUCCUUGGCCUAAGAAAGAGUCUAGCAUUGUCCAUCUUGAAGUGCAGAGAAGACAAAGUUAGGCUUGCCAAGACUGAGGAGAAAAUUUUGGAGGAUGUUCAGAACCUUAGACAAGAGAUUUCUGCUGCAAGAGCUUUUCUGCAGGAACUUUCUUCAACCAAGUCAAACAUACAGCAAGAAAUAGCUUCUUUUAAGCAGAGAUUGUUCUUCAUAGACAAGAGAGGCCCAGAGCUGGAUGCAGAGAAAAAAGUCGCUGCCACUGCAAGAAAUUUCAAGGAGGCUGGACGCCUAGCUGCUGAAGCAAAGGCACUGACUGUUGAAAAGGAAGGCAUACAGGCUAAGAUGCAGACGGCUACUCUAGAGCUUGAGAAGAUAGAGGAAGAGGUUAAUUGUACUGCCACUGGGCUCCAAGAGACUGAAGCUCUGAUCUUAUCCAAGGAAAAAGAGGCAGCAAUGGCAAGGUGUGGGAGACUACGCUUAGUUGCUGGUGCAGCUAUGGCGGAAAGUUCAGGAGCUAUAGAAUUAGGUGACCUUGAAGAAGCUAAUAUUUUAACCACAGAGGCUGAAGCGGCAGACUGUGAAGCAAUCAAACUUCAGCAAGCUUAUGAUUUCAAAGAGGAUGAAUUUGGAAAUCUACCAAAGCACUUCAUCUCCAUGGUACUCGUCACCAAUCUUGGUGGAAAAGAGUUGGCUGAAAUGGCAAAAUCGGUUCAUCUUUCUCCCUCGUGAGCGUCACUGUUACAGUCAUUUGGAUUUGGGCAAUAGUUGGAAUUGGAGUAGUAGCGCCAGGUGGCAAAUUGCAUAGUGGAUAUUUUAUUCUUUCCUGGUCAUUGAUUCUUUUGAACAUGGUGCUUUAUGUAACCACUCCAUCUUCGUCAACGAAAUGUUUCCUUGUUUAGUUUUAAUUGCCUUUUCAAGUUUGUGUAACAUGGGCCUAGUGGACUUUGGCUUUUACCAGAAGUUUACAAUGAAAUUAUUUGUGCCUCUGCAUGCAAA